This is a messenger RNA of Anarrhichthys ocellatus (wolf-eel), 6611 nucleotides long. RefSeq names its product calcium channel, voltage-dependent, alpha 2/delta subunit 4a (gene cacna2d4a). Gene Ontology annotation, molecular function: voltage-gated calcium channel activity. The transcript is spliced from 39 exons. The record is from RefSeq and is a predicted model, not a curated record. NCBI's taxonomy places the organism in Eukaryota, Metazoa, Chordata, Actinopteri, Perciformes, Anarhichadidae. Gene Ontology annotation, cellular component: voltage-gated calcium channel complex. The coding region runs from base 1425 to 4877 and encodes 1150 amino acids.
UUAUGGUAUAAACUGGUCCCGCAGAGCAGGAAGAGAUAUGCAGGAGAGAGAGGAAGUCCCACUAUCCCUCCAUCCAUCAUUCACUCCAUCUCACUCGUAGAGUGAUCGUGUCCCAGUGCUGCGUGGUUUCGGUUUGGAUGUGAGGUCAUCAGGGAAGGACGGCAGAAACACCUGACUUUUGGGAAUAUGUGCGCAAGUCCUGUUUGGGAAUACCUCGCUUUCUGGUGACAAGGACUUGAACGCGGCUGGAGACAAAAGUUUACCGGGACGACCCAAGUCUUUCAUCCCUCUCCCUUUUUUCCCCCAGCAUCCUUUGGAUCGAAGAGAGCGAGCAUGGAGGAGAGAAGCGGAUGAUGGGAGCACUAGAAAUAGCAUUAAAAGGUGUGGAGAGGGAGUUGUAGGAACAUGGCGGGAAGCCUUUGUGACUCCUGGUGCGCAGACGUGACCUUUGACACUGGAGACAGGCGCUUUCUAGACUCCAUUGUGUGCUGUGGUAACCAGCUGAGCUGACAUCAAAUCAUCAAUCACUUUUCAUUUGCUAUAGAACUUUCUCUCCUGAACCCACAUGUCUCAAAGGCAAUGGUUUUAAAGCUUUAACCAAAUUACAUAGUGAGUAAUCUUCAGAGAAAUUUGGGGACGUAUUUUAAUCUUCCUGCAUCCCACUUUGUGGCUCCGGCUUGUGCUCCUUUUAAAUUAGCGUCUUGGACAUCACAUGGCAUUGUCUCAAUCUUUUGGCUCACAUGAAAAGCAGCUCUCAAAUCGUUCCACUCACAGACUGUGGCUUUCUCAGUAUCUUGCUUAGAAGCCAAAUGGAGCCGUAAAUCUCCGACUGCUUUUAGGAUGACAUGUGUUCUCUGUCGUUGGAUGUCUCACGUGAGCUUUCUGGAUCCUUUGCUUUUCCUGAGCAGGCCUCGGACUCUCACAGAUUCUCCACAUGUCACUACGGGUCCUUGUGUAUUUUAGGUCUGCCUUCUCUUCAAGCCUCGGGGGGAGUCUCAAGAGUUGAACUAUGCAUGAAUGUGUUUGAGAAAAUUGCGGAUUGGAGCUUUACAUUUUGGUAAUGAUUACUUUAACAGGCAAGUUGACAAAAAGUGUUAUUCUUGUUAGGUCUGAGCAAGUUGUUAAUUUGAUUUCCGCUGUAAUUUCCUGAAUUAGGCUACGUCCUUGUGGUCCCAUCCAGUUCUGCUCGGCUCUAUGGAGCUUUUUAGCUUCUUUUAUCACAAUAUUGGUUUAAUAGGCUGCGACUGUACUGUUUUGCUUGACUCCCACCGCUCUCAUUGUAGUUUUUUACAUCAUUACCCAUGAAGCAAACAACGUCCCUCUUUUUAUGAGUGCACUGUGACCCGAGCACUUCUAAUCUCACUUUGCUCUGUCCUAAUUUAAUAAUUUUCUCUUGGAGCCAGCGUGCAACAAUUGCUGAACUGAUGCGGAUCGUGGCAGCUGUAGGGAUGAAUCGCCGGAUCUGGGGAAACGCUGGGAAUGCCAGUAAAUGGGACAGAAAUGGGCCGCACAGAGGGAGGCUGAUGCUGCUGCUGUGGAUUAUCCUCUCCAGCUCGCUGUGCCUGAUGGUCGAGGGCCAGAUGAAGCUCUCACCAGAAACGGUGCAGCAGUGGGCUGUGUCCUUUGGUAAAGAGAUAGCUGCCCUGUCCGCCAGAUACUCUGGAGCUAAACUGCUACAGAAGAAAUACAAGGAUGUCGAGGCCGUGGUGAAGAUAGAGGAGGUGGACGGAGAGGAGCUAGUAAAAAAGUUUGCCGAGGAGAUGGAGGAGAUGCUUGGGAGGAAGAUGAAAUCUGUGAAGAGGUUGGCAGAAGCAGCAGAGGACGCUGAUCUUUACCACGAGUACAAUGCAACUCUAACGUUUGAAUACUUUAACUCCAUGCUGAUCAACACGGUGGACGAGGACGGGAAUCCACUGUCGCUGGGAGGAGAAUUCGCUCUGGAGAAGAAUGAACACUUCAAUAAACUGCCAGUCAACACACAACUGAGUAACAUACAAGUCCCUACUAAUGUUUACAACAGAGAUCCAGAUAUCCUGAAUGGAGCCUAUAUGUCUGAGGCUCUGAAUGACGUGUUCAUCGACAACUUCCAGAAAGAUCCAACUCUGACCUGGCAGUACUUUGGCAGUGCUGCAGGCUUCUUCAGGUUGUACCCAGGGAUCCAGUGGAUUCCAGAUGAAAAUGGCGUGGUCACUUUUGAUUCCAGAAACAGAAACUGGUACAUCCAGGCAGCCACUUCUCCUAAAGAUGUGGUAAUCGUGGUGGAUGUCAGUGGCAGCAUGAAGGGACUCAGAUUGACCAUAGCCAAACACACCAUCAACACAAUCCUGGACACACUGGGGGAAAAUGACUUUGUUAACAUCAUAGCUUACAGUGAUUAUGUUCGCUAUGUGGAGCCCUGCUUCAAGGGAACGCUGGUACAAGCUGAUCUGGAUAACAGAGAGCAUUUCAAGCUAUUGGUUGAUGGGCUUCAUGUCAAAGGAGAGGGCAAAGUAAAAAACGGAAUGAAGGAGUCUUUCAAGAUCCUCAAUGAGGCUGCAGCGCUGGGCCAGGGCAGCCUGUGUAACCAGGCCAUCAUGCUGAUAACAGACGGAGCCAUGGAGGACUUCCAGAGUGUUUUUGAAGAGUUCAACUGGCCGGAACGACGGGUUCGAGUUUUCACCUAUCUGAUUGGACGGGAGAUGACAUUUGCUGAAAAUGUUAAAUGGAUUGCAUGCAACAACAAGGGUUACUACACACACAUCUCCACACUGGCUGACGUCCAGGAAAACGUUAUGGAGUACCUCCAUGUUCUCAGCCGACCAAUGGUCAUCAACCACGAUCACGACAUCAUCUGGACUGAGGCCUACAUGGACAGUGUGCUGUUCAACAGUCAGGCCCAAAGCCUGCUCCUCAUGACCUCUGUAGCCAUGCCUGUGUUCAGCAAGAAGAAAGAGACUUUGUCACAUGGGAUCCUGCUGGGAGUGGUAGGAACCGAUGUGGCCUUGAAAGAACUGAUGAGAUUAGCUCCGAGAUACAAGCUGGGUGUCCAUGGUUACGGUUACCUCAUCACCAACAACGGCUACAUCUUAUCUCACCCUGACCUCCGACCUCUGUAUAAAGAUGGGAAGAUACUAAAGCCAAAACCCAACUAUAACAGUGUUGAUCUGGCGGAGGUGGAAUGGGAAGACACCGAGCAGAAACUGAGGACCGCCAUGGUUAAAGGAGAAACUGGGACGUUGGCGUUAGACGUGAGAGCGUCUGUAGAUAAAGGAAGGAGAGUGAUGUUCCUGAAGAAUGAUUACUUCUACACCGUCAUCAACGAGACACCGUUCAGUCUGGGUAUAGUGCUGACUCGAGGAUAUGGAGAGUAUAUCUUCAUUGGAAACGUCUCUGUUGAGGAGGGUCUCCAUGACUUACUGGCUCCAGACCUGACCAUAGCCAGUGAAUGGACCUACUGUGAGACAGACAUUGACCCGGCCCAUCGUAAGCUGAGCCAGUUGCAGGCUGUGGUGCGAUACCUCACUGGCAAAGAACCAGAUCUGGAGUGUGAUGUGCAGUUGUUGCAACAAACUCUAUUUGAUGCUGUGGUCACGGCUCCUAUGGAAGCCUACUGGACCGCUCUCAUGCUCAACACAUCUGGUAUGGAUGAGGGGGUAGAAACUGCAUUCUUGGGGACCCGUUCUGGCCUAAUGAGGUUCCAGAGAUACACUGGUAUUGAGAAACGAGUCGCCAAGUUUUUCCUGACCUCCGUAGACAUGGAGAAUAUGUUCACAUUGGACCAUUUCCCAGUGUGGUACCGCAGAGCGUCCGAGUACCCAGCUGGACAGUUUCUAUACCACAUGCCCAGACAGGAGACUAGAGAUAUAUUCAGGGACUAUGAGGCUGACUAUAGCGCCACCUUGAGUGCAGAGGAGGUGGAGCUUGAAGCGGAGGAGGGAGGGAGAAAACAAAGUGAGGCGGAGAUGGAGGAGGAGGCAGGAAGGAUAGUCAUCGCUACCACUGCCGUCACUGUAAUGGUGGGAAAGAAAACUGCCAUCGCUGGAGCCAUCGGUGUCCAGAUGACUCUGGAUCUGAUUGAGUCUAAAUUCUGGGCUAUUGCAUCACAGCCAAAUGACACAGAUUGCUCUAAUACGGAUGGGAUUUGUCCUCUUCGGUGUGACAGCUUUGAUAUUGCAUGCUACGUGAUUGAUAAUAAUGGCUUUGUACUAAUUUCCAAACAGCGCAAAGAUGCGGGAAGAUUUUUUGGUGAGAUUGACGGAUCAGUGAUGACAACACUUAUCAGAAUGGGCAUGUUUAAAAGGGUGUCCCUGUUCGACUACCAGGCCAUGUGUAAGAUGAACCUGCACUCUGUCAGCAGCGCCCGUCCACUCCUCAGUCCGUUCUAUGGUUUGGCUUCAGCCCUCAAGUGGUUCCUCUCCAACUUCCUACUGUUUCUCCUGGAGUUUAAUAUCUGCGGCUUCUGGCACACGGAGCAUUUCGCUGAUGCCUCAGCUCAUAAGAAAAGAGGGGACCUCCUGCAGCCAUGUGACACCGAGUACCCCAGCUUCGUCUACGAGCCGUCAGUCAAAGAGACCAACAGCAUUAUUAAGUGUGGACGCUGCCAGAAGAUGUUUGUGGUGCAGCAGAUCCCAGAGAGCAACCUGUUGAUGUUGGUGGUGCAGGCCGACUGUGACUGCUCCAGACAGUACCCACCCAGCACCAUGGAGCCCGAGGAAGUCAAAUAUAACGCUUCGGUGAAGUGUGACAGGAUGCGGUCCCAGAAGAUUCGCCGACGCCCCGAGUCCUGCCACGCCUACCACGCACAGGAGAACGCCAAUGACUGUGGAGGAGCUUCUGUUAUAUCUCUCUCUGCCUCUCUCUUCCUCACCUGCCUCUCCUUCUCGACAAUUGUCUCCUGAUGAUGGACAACUUUGCUAUUUUACCCAAUUUGAAUGUGAAGGAGGAGAUUGGAAUGAAUCAAGAGAUGUGUUUGAACACUGGACACCUCAAGCGGAUUUUUUAAAAACUAAUGUUGCACAUUUUGCUCAUUUUCUCAUGGCAACCACAAACCUAUAGUUUCUAAUGAUGGACCUAUGAUGUCGUUUUUGAGCAGUUUUUAGUUAACUCUUGGCAAUUAUUAUGUUUGAACUGCAAAGAAGGCAAGUUAAUGGGCUGUUGUUGCCAUGGAUACUUUUCCAUUAGUAGCUUUCUCACACACCACUUUGCAUCUCAAAAUGAAAAGGGACUAAAGAGACACUGGUGGUGGCUAUGACGUGCAUUGAUAAAAGAGGAUUAUGAGUCACAAGAUGCAACAUUAAAAAGUCCAGGGGGGGGGGAAAUGUGUUUGUCAUUUCCCAAAUCCCACAGAACUUAAAAUUGCAAACACACAUGCAUAUUAUAUAUGCAGCUGCAAGCAUGCAAUACUUUGUCACCCUGAGUGCUUCAUCUACUGUCUAUCCUACAUGAUUUUUAAAACAUUGAAUAAGAGAAGGGCUGCAGCAGUAUAUGGUUGUUGUGUAACAUCAAUUUUGCUGCUGAAAGUUGUGUUUUACAAGGUUGUUUGCAAUAUUAGUUUCUCUGAAUCUUCUGCAAAUCUCAAAGGGUGAUGGCUCGGUGCCAAGAACGUACUGAUAAAAAUGUAAUAAAAUGUAAUAAAGAUAAUUAUGAAAUCAGAAUGGGAAGUCCCUUCACUCUCUUAUUUUUGAGUUUUUACUUGGAUUGCAUCCCAAAAAUAUUUGUUUCGUGACAUAUCUUUUUUUUAUUUUUGAGUCUGCCUUGCUGUCUUUAUCAGCUGUGUCUUUCUGUGUGUUUGUACAUACUGUAUGUAAUUAUGCUUGGCUGGACAUCACUGUGGAAACUGGAACUCUUAAGGAUGUAGAUCUACAAUCAGAAACACAAUGAUGGAUUCAAACUGUUUUGAUCAGAUUUCUUUUUGUUUGAUUUAUGCAAUUAUGGUUUCAAGGAAUAUCUAGGUUAAAAUAAUACCCCACAAAAGAUGCAGUACCAAAACGUUAUUUUUUCUGAAAUAAAUUUUUAUGGUGGUGAACUAUGGAUUUCAUAGACUGUGGUUACUUGGGCCCCAAGGUCAUGCAACUGCUUAUUACUUGGCAUAAAUAACAGAUUAAAAAAAUUCAUGAUAAGAGAAAAAAAGGGAAGCACUUACUCUGGCAAACAAGAUUGUCACAUGGAAAAAAAACUGGAAAAUGUCUCAUAAUUGCCAUGUAAAUUAACAGUGUAAAUCUAAUUGAAUAGGGUAUUUUUGUAUUUGCUUGUGUUUCAUAUUUUGAACGUCUGCAUUUUAUUGUAUUUUGGGCUGAGUGUCCCUGUAGCUUUUUUUAAUAGUAUUUCUGAAUCAUCCUACAAAGCAUGUCUUUACGUUGAGCUCACUAUGAUGACAAAAUUGCCUGAGAAUUUGCCUGUUUAUGUCAUAGAUUCAGAUACAUAUUGUUCGUGAGUGUGCAUCAUUACAGUAUGUUGUGUCUUGCUGAGAUGAUCUGAGUAAUUUUAUUCAUUUGUCUCGGUUUUGUUCGUAAUUUCCACUGUACAAUAUUCUGUAUAUUGUGUGGUUGACAUGUGACCAAGUUGUAUGUUGACUGACUGAAAUCAUGAUUUGAGCAACUAAAUUAAAUGAUCCCUAUGGUUUUUGUACUGUA